This is a messenger RNA of Brassica rapa (field mustard), 2336 nucleotides long. Its product is annotated as beta-glucosidase 9. Gene Ontology annotation, molecular function: beta-glucosidase activity. NCBI's taxonomy places the organism in Eukaryota, Viridiplantae, Streptophyta, Magnoliopsida, Brassicales, Brassicaceae. The record is from RefSeq and is a predicted model, not a curated record. Gene Ontology annotation, biological process: carbohydrate metabolic process.
UUUUUAAACUGACACGUCAUCACAAAAUGAACACUACAUGUCACCUAGUUGACUUGCAAAACAAGUAAACUUCAUUGAAGGUUUGUUAUGAUAAAAAUGUCACUUUCAGUUUAAAGUACUAGUCAAAAACGUUCAAUGCUUAAAAUGCGAGAAUGUGACACUCUCAAAUAAUUUUCCAUUCGUUUAUGUGGACACCAUGUUUUGUCAUGUUUAAUUUGUCCACUUGAUUUUCAAAAAAAAAGAAAAGUUACUGGAGCUAGAUUCUUUUAAAUAAUAAUGUAAUUAAAUUGUAAAAUUUUAUUAAAUUUCAGUUAGUUUGAUUUUAAAUUUGGGUUUGGUUUGGAAAUGAAAAAUAAUUAUUGUAAAACUGAAAAAGCUAUGGAUAGGAAUGGAUUUCCGUGUGGUCUCAGUGUCUACCACACAAAGUGAAUCUGAUGGAAGAUGGUUAGAGUUGAUUGCCGAAAUGGUGGCCACUCAAUUAAACUGGUUCAAACGUCCCCAUGUGGAGCUUAACAUAUUCAAACCAAAUACAUGUAUAUAUAUGGUGGUUAAGAAGAAUGGAUGUCGAGAAACAAGUACAUAUAUAAUAGGAGAAUCUUACACAAAUAAGGUUUCUGGAGGAUAAGAAGAAAUGGAGCUGUUUUUGUUUCUGGUAACAAUUUGUUUGAGUUUGGCUUUCUCCGGGAAAUGCAGUGAUGAUUAUAGCAGGAACGAUUUCCCGGAGGGGUUCGUCUUCGGAUCCGCAAUUUCGGCUUUUCAGGUUUGCAAUUUCAAAGGUCGUUUCCCUACACUCCCUAUUAUCGGAAAAAUGGUUGUGAUGAUGAGUACUCUCAAAGUGGGAAGGAGCUAUUGCUGAAGACGGAAGAAUGCCUAGUAUAGUGGAUACAUUCGCUCACGCUGGUAAUGGAUCUAACGGAGAUAUAGCUUGUGAUGGGUAUCACAAAUAUAAGGUGUAGGAGGACGUAAGGCUGAUGUAUGACAUGGGUUUAGAUGCACUACGACUCUCCAUCUCGUGGUCGCGGCUUAUAUCAAGUGGAAGAGGUCCUGUGAAUUCAAAGGGUUUGCGUUUCUAUAAAAAUCUCAUACAAGAGCUCAAAACACAUGGAAUUGAACCGCAUGUUACAUUGCAUCACAAUGAUCUCCCUCAGGCUCUUGAGGAUGAAUACGGAGGAUGGAUCGACCGCAAAAUCAUUGGUGACUUCACGGCUUUUUCAGCCGUUUGCUUCAAAGAGUUUGGGAAUGCAGUGAAAUUCUGGUCAACAAUUAAUGAGCCCAAUAUAGUAGCAUGGGUAGGUUAUGACUUGGGAUCAGGCCCUCCUAGCCAUUGUUCUCCUCCAUUUGGGAUGGUCAACUGCUCCAAAGGAAACUCCUCCACUGAGCCAUAUAUUGCACUCCAUAACAUGUUGCUUGCACAUGCAUCUACCGCGAGAUUGUAUAAGCAAAAGUAUAAGCACAAGCAGAAUGGAUUUGUAGGUAUAACCUGUUUUGCAUUCUGGAUGGUUCCUUUUACUAGUUCUGAAGAGGACGAGAUGGCAACUCAGAGAGCCAAAGAUUUCUUACUAGGCUGGGUUUUGCAUCCGCUUGUGUUUGGGGACUAUCCUAAUGUCAUGAGGAGAAUCGUGGGCAAGAGAUUGCCAAAUUUUUCGAAAGAAGAAUCAUAUCUCGUUAAAGACUCAUCCGACUUCUUGGGACUCAUACACUACACAACAACGUACACAGCAGACUUAUCCAGUCCACGCCAAGGAGAUUAUGCUUCAGACAUGCAUGCAUCAAUAAUCCCCUUUGGGAAUUCUUCACUGGUCAAUGUCGAUUUGCUUCCAUGGGGUCUUGAAGGAUUGUUGGAAUACAUAAAGCAAAACUAUGCCAAUCCUCCUAUCUACAUUCUUGAAAACGGUAGACCUACCAACCACCAAUCAUCGCUUAACGAUGUGGGAAGAAUUGAAUACCUUCAUUCGUACAUCGCUGCUGUGCUUAAUUCAGUAAGGAAUGGGUCAGAGACAAGAGGCUACUUCCAAUGGUCCUUCAUGGAUUUGUUCGAGCUCAUGGAGCCCAAUUAUACAUAUGGAUUAUACUAUGUAAAUUUCAGCGAUCCGGAACGUAAAAGAUCUCCUAAAACCUCUGCUCUUUGGUAUUUUUGUUUUCUCAAUGGUAUGACCAAUUGUUCACAAGAGCUCUCGGCAUCUUCUUCUCCUGGUCUUUUUUCUGCUCAGUGAAACAGAAUUGACCGUGUAAUUUUAUAUUGUGUGUUUCAUUCGUUGGCAUUUUGCCUUGUAGUUUAAGUAUUCUUUGUGUUAAUCAUUUGCGUUUUUUAAUAUUAUAGGUUCAUAUACUUCUUA